AUGGGCAAUGGUAUCACCAAGAACCCAUGCUUCUCUGGGGAUCCCUACGCCACUGCCGUCCCUUCGGACCCGCUCCCCGAGGAUAGCCAUGGCCACUCCUUCAUGUACGUUCCUACAAGUGCCGCCUUCGCUACUUCGGCGUCGUCUGAGACGUCCUUCUUCUCGCUGUCCGGCGCGGCCAUCAGUGCCAACCAGGUGACAGCUGCGUCGAUGCCGUCGUUCAGCCUUCUCAACCAGAUGACGUGGCCACAGUCGUCUGCGUGCACCUUCGAGAGCUCGCGCUCCUUCGCCUCCGUGCCGCUCCAGGCCGUGCCGAACAGGAUGGCUAUGUCCGGACCGCUCCAAUCCAUGUCCAGCCGCUUCUCCGAGACGUCCGGCACGGCAUCCAUGAUCUCCAAGUCCGGCACGCUGGACCGCUCCUUCUCGUCGUCGUCCUCCUUCGUGAGGCCCCAGGCCAGUAUUUCUCAUCUCAUCGCUGAACGUCGUCUGGCGCGCUCUCAAAGCCACAAUGAGCGAUCGCUCGUCGAAUUCUUGGCCAGAGCCGCUUCCAAGCUCCGGUUCCGGGGGUCCUCGCGCCUAGGCCUCCUGUCAGAGGGACCUGCUGACGCGGCAAAGACGGAGUCCUCCAGUGACGGGGACCCCCGCUCGCCGCCGAAGAACAAUGUGCAGUGGGCGCAGGGCAUGGCCGGCGAGGACCGGUUCCACGUGGCGGUGUCCGAGGAGCACGGGUGGGUGUUCGUCGGGAUUUACGACGGCUUCAACGGCCCAGACGCGACCGACUACCUCUUCGCGAACCUCUACGUAGCCGUGCACCGCGAGCUCAAGGGCGUGCUCUGGGACGACAACGAGGGCGGCGAGCCGGUGGCCAAUGCCGAUCACCCAGAUGGAGGCAACGACAGCCCAGAAUUUUACCGUAAGCCGACGAAGAGGGGACGAACGGAACAGCUGGAGAUGAUCGAUGGUGCCACAACCGGGGGUGGCACAACGAAAACAAUUCAACGCGACGUCCUCAAGGCGCUGGCCCGGGCGCUGAGGAAGACGGAGGAGGCCUUCUUCGAGGCAGCGGAGCAAAACGCGGAGGAGAGCCCGGAGCUUGGGCUGAUGGGGUCGUGCGUGCUGGUGAUGGUGAUGAAGGACAAGGACGUGUACGUGAUGAACGUUGGGGACAGUCGUGUUGUGCUGGCGCGGAGGCGGGAGGCCGACAUCAGGAACAUCAUCGGCAAGGCGAGGCAAGAAUUGGACGGCCUGCAGACCGUGCAGCUCACCGCCGAGCACAGCACCGCUGUUGAGGAGGAGGUGAUGAGGAUCAGAGGCCAGCAUCUGAAUGAUCGCAACGCCAUCAUCAACGGCAGGGUGAAGGGGCAGCUCAACGUCACCAGAGCAUUUGGGGCGGGCUACCUGAAGCAGCCAAAGUGGAACAAUAGGUUGCUAGCAGCGUUCAAGGUUAACUACAUCGGCAUGGACCCCUACCUCAACUGCAUCCCGUCACUGUGCCACCACCAGAUCGGUCCAGAAGACAAGUUUCUGGUGCUGUCGUCUGACGGGCUCUAUCAGUAUUUCACCAACAAGGAGGUUGUUGAUCAGGUCCAGAUGUUCACAGCCGCAAAUCCCGAAGGCGAUCCCGCACAGCAUCUCGUCCGAGAACUUCUGCUCCGGGCUGCAAGGAAGGCUGGUAUGGAGUGCCAUCAACUGCUCGAGGUGCCGCACGGCGACAGGAGGAACUACCAUGACGACGUGUCGAUCAUCGUGAUCUCGUUCGAGGGGAGGCUCUGGAGGUCGACCUUCUAG
This is a messenger RNA of Lolium rigidum, 1788 nucleotides long. Its product is annotated as probable protein phosphatase 2C 31. The coding region runs from base 1 to 1788 and encodes 595 amino acids. The record is from RefSeq and is a predicted model, not a curated record. Gene Ontology annotation, molecular function: protein serine/threonine phosphatase activity. The transcript has 4 exons. NCBI's taxonomy places the organism in Eukaryota, Viridiplantae, Streptophyta, Magnoliopsida, Poales, Poaceae. Gene Ontology annotation, biological process: protein dephosphorylation.